Megalops cyprinoides (Indo-Pacific tarpon) is the source of this 3621-nucleotide messenger RNA. RefSeq names its product nuclear factor of kappa light polypeptide gene enhancer in B-cells 2 (p49/p100) (gene nfkb2). Gene Ontology annotation, molecular function: protein binding; RNA polymerase II cis-regulatory region sequence-specific DNA binding; DNA-binding transcription factor activity, RNA polymerase II-specific. Lineage: Eukaryota; Metazoa; Chordata; Actinopteri; Elopiformes; Megalopidae. The transcript is spliced from 24 exons. Gene Ontology annotation, biological process: inflammatory response; non-canonical NF-kappaB signal transduction; innate immune response. Gene Ontology annotation, cellular component: cytoplasm. The record is from RefSeq and is a predicted model, not a curated record. The coding region runs from base 304 to 3024 and encodes 906 amino acids.
ACUUAUGCGGAUUGUGCAAUAGGCACAUUAGGCUGAACUGAUCGUGUUUAUCAGGAUAAGUACUGAAUAGAAGGGGAAAUUCUCAUGGAACAAACCCCGAUUUCGAUUUGUCAAUGACCAUCUUGUCUUUGCUUUGGAAACAUUCAGUGAUAUAGCGGCUUUCGGAGAAGUGGAUGACAAAAUUUUGUGCUGCUCGUAAUAGCCACGUUCUAAAUUAGCCACCAUCGACAGCUUCGCAUCAAGGGUAGCGCAGGAGAACACAGUGUGGAAGAACUCCGUACGCAUGAUUGUGUGACAGAGACCAUGUCGGGAACGUUAAGGAUGGAAGAUCCCCAUUACAUGAACAUGAUUGAAAAUGAUUACAUGAUGGGCCUUUCGUAUGAGCUCAUGACCCCUCCAAGUGUGAAGAGUGAGCCCUACCUACCAGAGAUCGCAAAUGGUCCAUAUCUACAGAUCAUCGAGGAGCCAAAGCAGAGAGGCUUUCGGUUCCGGUAUGAGUGCGAGGGCCCCUCCCAUGGGGGCCUGCCGGGGGCCUCCAGUGAGAAGAACAAGAAGACCUACCCCACAGUGAAGGUGUCUAACUAUGUGGGCCGCGCCAGGGUGGAGGUGCAGCUGGUGACACACACUGACCCCCCACGCGUCCACGCCCACAGCCUGGUGGGCAAACAGUGCAACGAGAACGGGACGUGCAGCGUGGACGUAGGCCCCAAUGACCUCACAGCACAGUUCAACAACCUGGGCAUCCUCCAUGUGACUAAGAGAGGAGUGGUGAAGGUGCUGACCAGGAGGCUGAAAGAGGAGAGGAAGAGAAUGAGGGACUCCAACUACCAUUUCACAGAAACGGAAGAGCAGGCCCUCCAGAACGAAGCCAAGGAGCUCGGCAAGAACAUGGACCUGAACGUGGUGAGGUUGAAGUUCACGGCCUACCUUCAGGACGGCGACGGCGGGUUCACCCGGGCCCUGAAGCCGGCCAUCUCCAACCCCAUCUACGACAGCAAGUCACCCAACGCCUCCAACUUGAAGAUCUCGCGCAUGGACAAGACCUGCGGCUCUGUGCUGGGAGGAGACGAGAUUUUCCUACUCUGUGACAAAGUGCAGAAGGAUGACAUCGACAUUCGUUUCUACGAGGAGGACGAGGGGGGCUGGGAGGCCUACGGCGACUUCUCUCCCACCGACGUCCAUAAGCAGUAUGCCAUCGUGUUUAAGACUCCCAAGUACCACAGGACAGAGAUCGACCGCCCCGUCACCGUGUUCCUGCAGCUGAAGAGGAAAAAGGGGGGCGACUGCAGCGAGCCAAAGCAGUUCACCUACGUGCCCCAGGUCCAGGAUAAGGAGGAGGUUCAACGCAAGAGGCAGAAGCCCCUUCCUCACUCCUAUGACAGCUGGCGUGGUCCACUAGGGGGCGCCGGAGGGCCAGGGAGAGGCCAGGGAGGCUACGGAGGAGCCGGGGGCACAGGAGGAGGCGGGGUGCAGUACAGCCCGCAGAUGGACGGGGGGAACUUCCACGGGGGGUAUGGGGGUUACGGGGGAGGCGGAGCUCAGAUGUCCGACUCGCCACAGCCCCAGGAAAACACCACGAAUCAGCAGCAGACCAACAGAGCGCCCCUGAGGGGACCCCUACAGCAGCAGCUGCUUCAGAUGGCAUCAGUGCUGCAGGGCCGGGCCACACAGAUGGCCAGACAGACUGCUGGCGCGCUCCUGGACUACUGCAGCACGGGGGACGUGCGCGUCCUCCUCGCCGUCCAGAGGCACCUGUGCGGCGUGCAGGACGAGAACGGAGACACGCCUCUCCACGUGGCCAUCAUCCACCAGCAGCCAGCGGUGGUGCAGCAGCUGGUUCACGCCAUCAUCAGCCUCCCCCAGCAGAAGAUCCUCAACAUCCGCAACCACCUGAGCCAGACACCCCUGCACCUGGCGGUGAUAACCAAGCAGCACACGGUGGUGGACUUCCUGCUGAAGGCGGGGGCGGACCCCACGCUGUUGGACCGGGACGGGCGCUCGGUGGUGCACCUGGCGGCGGCGCUGGGUGACGAGGCCAUGCUUCACGUCCUGCUGUCGCACCUGGAGGAGCGCCACGCCCACCUGCUCAACGCGGCCGACUACAACGGUCUCUACCCGGUCCACCUGGCCGUCAGGAAAGGGGCGGAGCGCAUUCUGCGCGCCCUCGUGGAGGCCGGCGCCGAGGUCAACGCCGCGGAGCUGAAGAGCGGCAGCACGCCGCUGCACCUGGCCGUCAGGGAGAACCUCUUCAAAGUGGCCUGCCUGCUCAUCACAGAGCUGAAGGCAGAUGUGAACGCGUGCACGUUCGGGGGAAACACCCCGCUCCACCUGGCUGCCAGUCAGGGCUCGCCCACGCUCUGCUCCAUGCUCAUCGCUGCAGGCGCCAAGAAGCACCUGGAGAACGACGAGCCGCUCUUCUUCAGCUCCUCCUCUUCCGAUGAGGAGGACGAGAAGGAGGAAGCCAAGCCAGCCCGGGAAGACACGGACAGCAAACCGCAGACGCCGCGGUGCCCGCCGUCCAACCCCCGCAAGAGGCCGGCCGGAGGACACACCCCCUUCGACCUGGCCAAGUGCCAAAAGGUGAGGGAUCUCCUGGACUGCAGACAGGACCCCAGGCCCAGCAGAGACACAGCCAAGACCUUCCUGAAGCAGGAAGAAGGAAAGAACCAGAUGACCAGCGAGACCCUCAGUAAGCUCUGUGGGAUCAUCAGCCAGAGCGAUGUGCCCCUGAGGCAGCUAGCAGAGAAGCUGGGCAUGCUAACGCUAGCGCCCCUGUUCCAGCAGAGUUCGUCCCCCUGCCAAAAGCUGCUGGAGAAUUACCAGCUGGGCGGCGGUCAGAUGGAGGGGCUGGUGGAGGCCCUGCAGUCGCUGGGUCUGAACGAGGGCGUGAGGCUCCUGAAACAGACAGAGCUGAGAGACAAGCCCCAGAGCACAGAUCCGACGGUGGACAGCGGUUUCGGCAGCCAGGGGACGGAGGGGUUGGUUGAAGAGGAGAUGGAGCAGCCCAUGUUAGCCAACCACUGACCGACGUGACCCGCGCGCCUCAGCGGAGAGAAUCGGCCGCCGGAUUAGACGAGCUCCGUCCUACGGUCAGCCCAAGAGCUGGUCCCGGAGUCCACUGAGUCCAUCAUACUGAGAAUAGAUGGACUGCUGACUCCAGAGAGGUUUCAUCAAUUUGUCGUGCCGAAGGCAGCAAGGAGCACCUUGUAUCGACGUGGCGGCACCGUGGCGGUCAAACUGUCUCAUUGCAACCAGGAAAAGCUGAUGGCCGUGUCUACGUCACGCUUGGAGACCUAGAUCCGCUGCUUGUAUCCGCUGAGGUUCAGGGCGGGGACAGUGUCCCCAGGGUACUGGGGAAGUGUCAUAUGAAGCAGAGGCAACUUUGGACCUCCCCAAAAUCUUUUUCAAGCUUCAUUCUGCUGCCUGCUGAGGACAAGGACUAAUAGCAAGCACAUUUUAGGCCUACAUCAGUUUUACUUGCUAUAUUACUAAUACUGUGUAUUCUUGUGUUCCCUUUUUUGGCUAUAAGUUUACAGCUUGUUAAAUUGUCCGCAGACAGUUUGUGUGACUGUUACUGAUUCAGAGAGUGGACAGCACUGUAGAGAUAUUUUCAGUUUUCAA